AUGAGUUCCUCUAAUUCUCAUUCUCAAUCCCAAAAGCCUUCAAUCAAUUAUGGCUCACCAUGCGCAGCAUGUAAAUUUUUAAGAAGAAAGUGUCUUCCCGAUUGCAUUUUCGCUCCGCAUUUUCCAGCCGAUCAGCCUAAAAAAUUCGAAGCUAUACAUACGAUUUACGGUGCCAGUAACGUGUCUAAACUUCUUAAUCAAUUGAGUUAUGAUGAGCGAGAUAAAGCUGCCAAGUCUCUAAUCUAUGAGGCAGAGGCUUGGCAGCGUGAUCCCGUGCAUGGCUGCGUUGGUUUUAUAUCAAUUCUUCAGAAGAGGCUUAAUGAACUUCAAAUUGAACUCGCCAUCGCUCGAAGAGAGCUUUCAACUUACAUAGUAUCAGAAGCUCCUCAAGAUGCAAAUGCUUUCCGGAGAUCAAACUGA
Messenger RNA from Benincasa hispida (wax gourd), 420 nucleotides. The record is from RefSeq and is a predicted model, not a curated record. Lineage: Eukaryota; Viridiplantae; Streptophyta; Magnoliopsida; Cucurbitales; Cucurbitaceae.